Messenger RNA from Empidonax traillii (willow flycatcher), 1182 nucleotides. RefSeq names its product histone deacetylase 7-like. Lineage: Eukaryota; Metazoa; Chordata; Aves; Passeriformes; Tyrannidae. Gene Ontology annotation, molecular function: histone deacetylase activity. The transcript has 9 exons. Gene Ontology annotation, cellular component: histone deacetylase complex. Gene Ontology annotation, biological process: chromatin organization. The record is from RefSeq and is a predicted model, not a curated record. The annotation marks the transcript as partial.
CGCAUGGCCAAGCCGAGCGAGAAGCCCCGGCUGCGGCAGAUCCCGUCCUCGGAGGACAUGGAGGCCGAGGGGACCCUCCCCGAGGCUGCCCCGGAGGGCUCUGACCCCGCCAGGACACGCGUGGAGCCCCCCAGGCCGGGCAGCAGCGGGAAGGAGCCCGAGAGGACGCAGAAGGUGCUGCAGCCUCAGGACGAGCUGGUCCUGCAGCAGGCCUAUCUAUGGGAUUCCUACCAGCGGGUGCAGCAGCAGCUCCUCAAGCGCCAGCCCUUGGACCCCCCCGUGGUCCCCACGGGGCACAGACCCCUCUCCAGGGCACAGUCGUCCCCUGCCACUGCCAGCGUGUCCCUCCCCACCCAGGACACCCCCAAGGGCCUGGCCCUGCCCGUGCAGGAGCAGCCAGCAAAGCCACACUUCACCACAGGGCUGGUGUACGACUCGGUGAUGCUGAAGCACCAGUGCUCCUGUGGGGACAACAGCAACCACCCCGAGCACGCAGGGAGGAUCCAGAGCAUCUGGUCCCGCCUGCAGGAGCGGGGGCUGCGCGGCCGCUGCGAGUGCCUGAGGGGCCGCAAGGCCACCCUGGAGGAGCUGCAGUGCGUGCACAGCGAGCGCCACGUGUUCCUCUAUGGCACCAACCCCCUCAACCGCCUCAAACUGGACAAUGGGAAGCUGGCAGGGAUCCUGUCCCAGCGGAUGUUUGUGAUGCUGCCCUGUGGAGGGGUGGGGGUAAGUUUUGGCUACAUGACGAAGCAGCUGAUGAGCCUGGCGGGGGGGGCCGUGGUCCUGGCCCUGGAGGGGGGGCACGACCUCACUGCCAUCUGCGACGCCUCCGAGGCCUGCGUGUCCGCCCUGCUGGGCAACGAGCUGGAUCCCCUUCCCGAGGAGAGCCUGAGGCAGAAGCCCAACCCCAACGCCGUGCGCUCCCUGGAAACCGUGAUCCAGGUCCAGAGCAGGUACUGGGUGGCCCUGCACCGUUUCGCCUCCAAGCUCGGCUGCUCCUUCCUGGAGGCCCAGCGGGACCACGAGGCCGAUGAGGUGGAGACGGUGACGGCGCUGGCCUCGCUCUCCGUGGCCGUCAUGGUGGAGAAGAGGGCGCCCGAGGAGCCGAUGGAGGAGGAGGAGCCCAUGGCCCAGUGACAGUGGGGACCGUCCCCUGCCCCAGGACCUGCCCUUCCCUCCUGC